Molecule: messenger RNA, 720 nt
Organism: Aspergillus ochraceoroseus IBT 24754
Lineage: Eukaryota; Fungi; Ascomycota; Eurotiomycetes; Eurotiales; Aspergillaceae
Product: putative DUF341 family oxidoreductase
Exons: 3
Coding region: 1-720 (239 amino acids)
Cellular component (GO): nucleus; cytoplasm
Source: RefSeq, a predicted model, not a curated record
AUGCCUCUCAGACUCCUCUGUCUCCAUGGCUGGGGAACCAAUAUCAACAUCCUCCAAUCCCAACUCAGCGCCCUCAUAUCCGACCUCCACCAAGACAACACCGCAACAUUCUACCUAAUCGAAGGCGAAGUCGACUCCGUGCCCGGCCCCGGCAUCGAAGGCUUCCACGAAGGCCCCUACUACAGCUACUACCACUUCCCGCAACCCCUCUCGACGCCCUCCGAAGCCGCCACGGAAUCCCUCCUCCACGCCUACGACAGACUGUACCGGGUGCUCGCCGAGGACGGGCCCUUCGACGGCCUCCUGGGCUUCUCGCACGGUGGCACCCUCGCCGCGGGGUUCCUGAUCCACCACGCGAAACUGCACCCGCACAGCGACCCGCCCGUGCGCUGUGCGGUCUUCAUCAACGCCUUGCCCCCGUUCCGCAUGGACGCGGCCGAUCCCGGCAGCGACCCCGCCAGCGACCCCGUCCCCGUCGUCGACGAGGAUCUCCACGGGUACAUCAAUAUCCCCACGGUGAGCGUCGGCGGCGCCAAGGACCCGCUGUGUCGGUAUUCGGUGGCGCUGCAUCGCCUGUGCCAUUCGGCGCUGGCGACCUGGGUGCUGCAUGGCCGCGGGCACGACGUGCCGCGGGACCGGCGCGACGUGGCCUUGAUUGCGGCGGCGAUUCGCAAGUUGGCUGUGCAGGUUCAGGUUCGGGUGUCGAUGGGGUGUUGGUGA